Messenger RNA from Musa acuminata subsp. malaccensis (wild Malaysian banana), 2345 nucleotides. RefSeq names its product zinc finger AN1 domain-containing stress-associated protein 15. Lineage: Eukaryota; Viridiplantae; Streptophyta; Magnoliopsida; Zingiberales; Musaceae. Gene Ontology annotation, molecular function: ubiquitin-protein transferase activity; zinc ion binding. The record is from RefSeq and is a predicted model, not a curated record. Gene Ontology annotation, biological process: protein ubiquitination.
GCCCCCCCCCCCCCGGUUCCUACCAAAUCCCUCGCCGUUCCUCUCCCCGAUCGAUCUUGAUCGGUUUCUUCGAUUUUUAUGGAUCUCCACCGUCGCUUCCGUGGAAGCGCGUGAAAAAAAUUUGAGCUUGAUUUCAAGUUCCUCCUGCCGUUCAUCGUUCUUGUUUUCUCUUUAUUCAACCGAAGACUGAAUUCCCUCUUUUCUUGCUUCUUAAUCCAUCUCGUAACCUAUUUCUAUUAGGCUUUCCCUUGAGUUCUCCAAAAUUCCAGCUUUGGGUGAUUUGGGAAAUUUUCUGGUGUUGAUUCGUAGUCCUGCAAUCGUCGUUCGGCUUAGAUUAAUUGUUGCCUGUCUGCUCGUUGAUUCUUGUUGUCGGAUCGGAUUCCUUUUUGGAAUGGCUCGAGAAAGUUGCAAUCUUGACCAGGAUGAAGCAGAGAUCUUCAAGCCCUCGUCAUCUUCUUCCCGUUCUGCUACGCCACCCUCCUCGCCAUCAUCAUCACCCCAGCCGCCACCUUCCUCCGCGCUUCCGAAAUCAUGCGAUGAAUCCACCAUUCACAGGCCGGAAUCUCCGGCCCCAGCGAUGACUGUCGCGGCUUCUUCCACGACAAAGCUCGACGAGGAGUCGUCAAAGCCCGGGGAGGAAUCCCCGACUCCUGUUAGAUUCAGUAACAGGUGCUCCACUUGCCGGAAAAAGGUGGGUCUCACCGGAUUCCGAUGCCGCUGCGGCGACCUCUUCUGCGGUCGCCACCGUUACUCCGAUGCCCACGAGUGUUCCUUCGAUUACAAGGCCUUAGGGAGGGAGGAGAUCGCCAGGGCCAACCCUGUGAUCAAAGCUGCCAAGAUCAUCAAGAUCUGAGCAACAUCAACAUAAACAGGUGAAGCAUAGAUUGUGUCUGUGUCAGUUCUUCUACUGGUUGGAAUCAGAAGUUUUCUCCAGAUGUUCAAUGGUAUGGAAUCUGAAUUAGGUGUUGAUUCAUUUCUUUUGUCACUGAGGUAAACUUGCAGUGUUAAGCUUUUCGUUAUCGACGAACAGAGAAAAAGAGUAGCCUUAGUUGGUAAAGAUGAACAUUCAUCUUGCAAUAAAUUCCUUCUCUAUAAUAUGCGGCUUCAGAUUAUCUGUAUGUUAUGAAAUAAUGCAGCAUGUCUGAAGCCAAUUCUCUAUAAUGUAGAUCAUCUCGAGUACUAACUAAAAGAAUUCAGUUAAAGUCAUGAUCUGAAAACGAUUAAUAUUGUAGUGGAUAUCAAGGAAAGCACGUGGAACACGAGUCUUAUUUUUCUUUUGGUGUUCGUGGCUAUCGCCGCUUUCCUUUGGUUGUUGUCAUUAGACCUAACUUUGUAUGAUUAGCUUUCAGAAAGAACCAAUCAGAUAGGUGGUUCGUCUUCCAUGUGCCAUUCUUAUAUUGUCGAUACUUAUCAAGUAAGUGGUUGACGAAUUUUUCUCUUGUCAUCUUUCUCUUUUAGUAAAACAAUAUAACACUCUGUCGACAUUUCACGCAUGAAAAUUCUCCUUCAGAAUAGUUCACCAAAUUGGGUUCUACAUGUGCUGUAGUUUCUACAUGAGUUAUACGAAGUAUAGGAAGCUUUCUUUGAUACAUUGCUUACGAAGGGUCGAUGAACGUCAUCUUAUUCUUGCAAGUAGGCAGGUCUUGUAUCUAAUACUCGAACCCUGGUCAUCGAGUCGUAAACAAGCAACUUUACCAUGACACCAAAGCUUGUCCUUUAAGAUCAAACAUCUCCGCAGCUUCGGAAUAGCAAAUCUCUGGAUGAUCAUAUGGCCAUGUUCAAUUUCUUCUGUAGAUGCUUUGUCAUUGUCAAGCUAAUAGGUGAUGCACUGACUCGAAAUACUGCUAUGACUUUUCCUGCCUCCUCUUUCAUGGAGCAUGAGCAGACUCCUUAACUUUAAAGACAUGGCCAAUCUGAUUCAUUUAUGUGCAAUGUAGGGUUAGGUAGCCAUUACAGCUUGUGGAAAGCCGACCUGGAAAUGACAUGCAAGUGGGCUCAAGCUUUCCGAUGCCACAAACACUAGCUUUUCUGAAAGCAUGCUUCUGCAAAGGGUGCCUCAAGACAUUGUUGCACUUGCAGCGUUUUGCCCCCUUGUCAACAACACAGUCCAAUUCGGAGGCUUCUCAUUUAAGCAGAUUGUUCAGUGCCACAGGGACCAGAUGGGCUUGAGUUUAAAUGUCUAUGGAUGGACUAAGUAAAUGAAUUUGGUACAACUUUCAUCUUCUAUCAACCCACUCUGGUGCCUUUUGGAGUGGCCACUAUUGCCUGCCUCCAGUAUGCCUAUCUACAUAUUAGUGUAUUCUAUAAGAACCCUACAUAAAAGUGGUGGUGAUUUAGAAGUCUUA